CCUCUCCGGAAGCCAGCCCGGUGGUCCCCGAAGCCGACUCAUAAAUCAUUUAUGAGCCAGGGCGGGGUGAGCCGGGUUGGGGCGUAGGGGGGGCGAGGAGAGAGCUGGGGGCGGGUGGGCGGCGGCGGCGGCCGCUAGACCUGAAGGAGAGCUGGACCCAGCGCGCGGGAUGCUGCUUUGAUGGACUGAGUCCCCCUCCCCUGCCUGCCAGAGAACGUUCUCUGCUGCCCCUUGCUGCCUGCCAGCCCGGCCUGGAAACUGAGGACACCGCAGGCUCAACCCUCACGACACUUCUGCACAGGAACGCGCUCCCGCCAUCCCCCAGGCUUCCAGAACACCCUGACCCAGGCGGCCUGCAGCACCACCUCAUGUUCAGGGCAUCUUGCUAGCCAUGGCCCUCCUCCUUGGCUUCCUCCUGCUGCUGGGACUCUGUGAGGACACCAUGUCAGAGGAGCCGUCGUCAUCCCAGUACCAUCCUGGUGGUUUGGAAUUCCAGUUGCCUCCAACCUCCUAUCAGACCAGCGACUCUUAUGAUCCUGGUCCCGCUGGCCUCUUCUUUCAUAUCGUGCGCCUCUUUGUCCAAAUUGUGCAGCCCAAUGCUUUCCCUGAAGAUAUUUUAAGAAAGAUUAUACAGAAGAAGUUUGACCUCUCAAAGGAGUAUGAUAAGAUCAUCUACUAUGAGAUCGGGAUCAUUAUCUGCGCUGCCCUGGGAUUGCUGUUUGUCACUCUGAUGCCUCUAGUGGGCUUUUUCUUCUGUCUGUGUCGUUGCUGUAACAAAUGUGGUGGAGAAAUGCACCAGCGACAGAAGAGAAGUGGUCCCUUCCUCAAGAAAUGCUAUUCAGUCUCCCUCCUGGUGAUCUGUGUGUUCAUAAGCAUCGGGAUCAUCUACGGUUUUGCGGCAAAUCAGUACAUGAGGACUCGCGUGGAAGAGACUCGGAAAUUGUCAGACAGUAACUUCAACGACCUGAGAACUCUCCUCAAUGUGGUGCCAGGGCAAAUCGACUAUAUACUGGACCAGUUUACCCACCCUAAGGAGAAAGCAUUUGAGGAUUUGGAUAAUAUUAACUCGUUGGUGGGAGACAGCAUUUACGAGCGUCUCAAACCCAAAGUGCUCCCUGUGCUGAAGGACAUCAAGGAUUUGGCAAAAGACAUGAAAACUAACAGAGAUACCCUGGUCCAAGUGAACUCUGUCUUAACGGACAUGAAGCAUUCAUCUGCGUAUCUUCGCACCAGCCUGAGAGAUGUGAAAACAAGCAUGGAGCAAACGCUCACGGAUCCCCAGUGCUCCUUACCUGCAGUGGCGCCCACGUGCAACAGCAUCAAGAAGUCUCUGAGCGUCCUGGAUGGCAGUGCCAAUUUUGAUCACCUCCCGUCUUUGGAUGGACACAUUACUCAGCUUGAUGGACUUCUUCAAACAGAUUUGUCCAGCCUGGUCCAAAAGGCCAAUGAAUCUCUUUCUAACAUACCUGAGGAAGUGCAAAAUCAAACCAGGGACUUCAUAACAGAGUUUAAAAAGACCUUGAAUUCCAUUCAAUCUGAUGUCAAGAAUAUAAGCACAAAGAUUCCUAUUCAGAAGACACUGUCGAGUUUCGUCCGUUACAUUAAUAACUCUGAAGAUUAUAUCCUCCACUAUUUACCCACUAUGGAAGAAUGCGAUUCAUACAGGUGGCUGGUUUGCUUGGUCGUCGUCUGCUUGCUGACCCUCAUCUUGACUUUUUAUCUCCUGGGCUUGCUGUGUGGCACGUUGGGCUAUGACCAGAAUGCCACCCCAACCAGACGAGGCUGCGUCUCGAACACCGGGGGCCUCCUUCUCAUGGUUGGGGUUGGAUUCAGUUUCUUCUUUUCUUGGAUAGUCAUGACCAUUGUGGUGCUGACUUUUGUCGCUGGUGGAAAUAUGGAAACACUGGUCUGUGAGCCUUACAGAAACAAAAAGUUAUUCCAGGUUUUGGACACUCCAUAUUUACUAAAUGAGGAUUGGAAAUACUACCUCUCUGGCCUAGUACUUAACAAACCGGAUGUUAAUCUCACUUUUGAACAAGUUUACAGUGACUGCAAAGAAAAUAAAGGCCUUUAUGCCGCACUUAAGCUCGACCACAUCUACAAUGUCAGUGAACAGCUCAACAUUACAAAGCAUACUGGAGACAUAAAUAGUACUUUGGAAAAUAUGAAUAUAAGAAUUGAGGAUAUAGAACUGCUGGAUAAAACAGGAAUGAAAACCCUCAUGGAUCUCAGAUCUUCUGGAAUAGAUGAUAUAGACUAUGCUGCCUACUUGAACGCGACGGAAAGAAGUCCCACGAGAGUAAAUCUUAUCUCAUUUGCAAAUGACACCCGAAGAAAAGCCAACCAGCUGCCCUCAGGACGCUUGAAAACCAGCCUGAAAAGUCACGUAGAUACCUUAAUAAAUAUCCAUCAGAACCAAGUCGUUCCUUUGCAGAAUUCAAUGAGCACCAUGAACAAACAAAUGAAGAGGCUUCAUUACAGGACCAGUGGGCUGAAGGUCAGAGUGUCCACCACCAUUUUCUUUUUGAAUUCUACCCAGGACUUUCUCACCAGCCAGCUGUCCGAAAUUGUUGUUGAAGAAAGUAAGCAGUUCGGGAGUAAGAUAAUAAGCUACUUUGAAUGGUAUCUGCAGUGGGUCGAGAUGACCAUCACCCAGCAGUUUGCAGCCUGCAAACCGGCGGCCACUGCGGUGGAUUCGGCUGUUAACGUCUUUCUGUGCAGCUACAUCGUCGACCCCCUGAAUCUGUUUUGGUUUGGCAUGGGAAAAGCGACCAUGCUUUUACUUCCUGCUGUCAUUUUCGCCGUGAAGCUGGCUAAGUACUUCCGUCGAAUGUAUUCUGAAGAUGUGUAUGAGGAUGACCCCGUGAACAAGGUUCAAAGUAAACCCAGGGUUCAAACUGUACCCAGGGUUCAAACUGUACCCAUGAAAAAGGCGCUGUAACACAUCACACAAACCGGUUGACUUAGAGCAACGUCUUCUCCACUUUAGCGGAGGCCCGAAGUCUGAAACCCACACAUCAGCAGAGCUGGCCCUCCCAGGAAGCCCGAGGAAGAGUGUGUCCGGCCUCUGUCUUCUCCUGGAGCUUUCCUUGGUGUGUCUGGGGUCCAGUGUCUCUCACCUCCUGAAGACAGUGGUCAUCGGAUCAGGGCCCUUCCUAGGCAAGAACGACUUCAUCUUUGUUUGCCCACAUCUGCAAACAACCUAUUUUCAAGCAUUCACUGAGACCAGUGGACAUAAGUUGUGGGGUGUAGGGGAGGACUUCCCUGGUGACUCAUUUGUAAGGGAUCCAUCUGCCAAUGCCAGAGACCCAGGUGGGAUCCCUGGUCUGGGUAGAUUCCCCGCCGUGCCAUUGAGCAGCUAAGCCCAUGAGUAACUACUGCUGAGCCUGCACUCUCGAGCCUGGGAGCUGCAACUCCUGAGUCCGUGUGCCGAAACUACUGAAGUCCGUUCCCUCUGGAGCCCGUGCUCUUCAGCGAGAGACGCCGCUGCAGUGGGCGACCGGGGCACCACACCUAGAGAGCAGCCCCCGCUCGCCCCGGCUAGAGAGAAGCCCAGGCAGCGGUCAAGACCCAGCACGGCCGAAAAAAUGAGUCAAUAAAGUUAAAUUUUUAAAAGGGGGUGGGGAGAGGAUAUUAUUCAAUUUGCAUAGUUGCCCAACAUCAGUAGCAAACAGCCAAAGAGAGAAAUGAACACAAAAGAGAGCUGCACCAGACACACAAAAAUUAAGGUAAAUUACCAAAAUCGAGACGGCAGAAAAUAAAAAACGUUCUUAGACAUGUACCAAACAGGAGCUCCUUCCUGUCUUAGUUUCAUUUUAAAGUUUGUGACUAAGAGCACGUGACUGGCCCACUGCAUGUGUCAGUCAGUUGCUUCUGCAUCUGACCCAGUGACCCCCAGCCCCCUCUGACCGGCUGGGUUCCUCCCAGGAGAGAGCUUUUUAAAACUACUGGUCCUUGGGUCCUCCCCCAAGAGAUGCUGACGGAUGAGGCUUGAGCAUGUGGAUUUAAAAUUUUUGCCUGGUGAUUCUGAUGUAAAGCCAAGGUUGAGAUAUACGGCCUCUGAUUAAUUGAAUCAGAAUUUCUGAGAUGUAUCCCAGGGAAUUCUCAAGUGUAACCUGGGUUGAGAGUUACUCAUACAGUUUCUACAUGCAUUUCAUCUGAUUUAUGUAUGUGUGCGUGUGCAUGCUCAGUCAUGUCUGACUCUGUGACCCCAUGAACUGUUGCCCUGAAGGCUCUUCUGUCCAUGAGACUUUCGAGGCAAGAGUACUGGCGUGGAUUGCCUUUUCCAAGGGAUCUUCCUGACCCAGGGGUUGAACCCACAUGUCUUGCAUCUGCUGCCUUGGCAGGUGGAUUCUUUGGCACCAGUGCCACCUAGGAAGCCCAAUAUAUACACACACACACACACACACUCAUCAAAUGGGUCAUCUUGAUUUCCACCUCUGACACUGAGCUUCUUGGAGGCUGGAGCUAGCAGACUAUAUAUAUAUGCAUUGACCAUUUUGCCAUCCCAAGCACUGUACAAGACCCUGGGUGGGGUACGGGUGAGCUAACGGACUAGGUCCAGCCUCCUGGGAGCUCUGUCUCUGGUGUAAACCAAGAUAACCCACUUGAUGAGUAUAUGAGACACAGAAGGAUGGGGGAUGGGAGUUGAGGGUGGUGGGAAUCAGGGGAGGUUUCUUGCAGUUGAAUUUCUAAAAAUAUAUGUAUAUUAAAAAUCUAUGCCACACUUAGCAAGUCUGUUUCCUGUGAAGGCUCUGGGCCUUUCACUUGUCCCCUCCAUAAUCCUCACUGCGUCCCCAUGAGGUCAGCAGUUUUAGUUCCAGUUAUAAACUCAGUGGCCUGAAGCUUACAGAACGAUGGUCCAGUAUGGCCCAGCCCACAGGAUCCAGGUCUCCCAGAUUCUGCAGCUCCUGGCUCUCAGCACAGGCGAACUUACAGAGAACAAACCUGACUGCUCGCGGAACGCAUUCCUUCAGCUCUGAUCUUCCUGCUCCGUUGCCUCCGCUUUGUCAUGCUGACUCCGCUCGUUUUGUAAAAGAAUGUUGCUCCAGCCUGAAACACCCAAGACAGCCCAUUCUCAAGGCUCUGACCUUUAGAGGUGUACCCUCUGCCAUUCAUAUAGUGAAAAACAGGAUAGCUAUUUUUCUUGCUGGGAGGUUUAUAGGAACACUGACCAAACCUACAUGGACUGCUGCAAGAACAAAGGAUCCCAGCACCUUUGGCAUUGUGGUAUGGCAGAAACCAACACCACGUUGUAAAAAAAAAUUUUUAAUAUUUAAAUAAAAAUAAUUUUUUAAAGAAGUGGAAAAGCAAAUGGCUGCAGAAACCAGCCACACCCACUCCCCUUUUAGUAUAAAAGGAGCCUGAAUUAUAACUCAGUUAAUUGUUUGGGACAAGAGUCCACUAUCUUCUCUGUCUAAGGGAUUUCCAAAUAAAGUUGUUUUUCCUUA
Molecule: messenger RNA, 5450 nt
Organism: Capra hircus (goat)
Lineage: Eukaryota; Metazoa; Chordata; Mammalia; Artiodactyla; Bovidae
Gene: PROM1
Product: prominin 1
Exons: 25
Coding region: 392-2941 (849 amino acids)
Cellular component (GO): cilium; microvillus; cell surface
Molecular function (GO): cholesterol binding
Source: RefSeq, a predicted model, not a curated record